CCUAAUCAGGACUGCCGACGCAGAGACGCUCGCAAGAGCAUUGACCACGGCCAGAGCGCCUUUUCGAGGGCCUUAUCAGUACAGCGCCCUCAUGUCGACCUCUAAGGCUGGGGCGUCCCGGAAACGCGGCGCUUCUGCGAGUGACGACGCGAGACCCGCUUCGGGCGAACCUUCGAAGAAGGUGCAGAAAGUACACCCCUUCUUCGCUAAAGCAUCAGAGAAGCCGCCUGGCGCCUUCCAAUGGCUGAAGCCACUUGGCCCCAAAGGCAGCUGCUGGCAUGCCACCAACCUUACGCCAACUGCGGCGCCGCGGGUUGCCGCGUUCGACCUUGAUGGCACGGUCAUCAAGUCGUCCUUUGGCAAGGGCGUGUCCAAAGCGAAGGCGAAGGGACCUGCUGCUUCAGCCAACUUCGAGUGGUGGAAUCCUGUUGUGCCCAAGAAACUCGAGGAAGUGUAUAACGAAGGCUAUGCCAUCCUGCUCAUCACGAACCAGGCGUUGAAGCCGGGGCCAUUGCGAACCUGGAAAGAGAAGAUGAACGCGGUCGCGUUAGCUUUGCCCAAAGUACCUUUCCGUCUCUUUGCCGCAACAGAGAAAGACAAUUAUCGCAAGCCCAUGAGGGGUAUGUGGACCGAGCUUGAACGCAUAUACGCGGUCGAAGGUGUUACCAUUAACAAGGACGAGUCCUUCUAUGUUGGUGAUGCCGCCGGACGGGUGUACGGCAAGGACAAACCAGCCGAUUUUGCGGGGACCGAUCGCAAGUGGGCAGAUAAUGUUGGGUUGACAUUCUAUACCCCGGAGGAAUAUUUCCUCAAGUUGCCAAAGCACACGAACGUUGUUCUUGAGGGCUUCCGCGCAUCGAGCGUGCCUGAACUGCCAGAAGUGACGCCCACGUCCACACCAAUCGUCCCGGACCCGGCUAGGCAGGAAAUUGUGAUCUUCCAUGGCUAUCCUUGCCUAGGAAAAUCUACAUUUUAUCACCGGCACUUUGAGCCUGCGGGCUACGUGCACAUCAACCAAGAUACUCUGGGCACUCGUCCGAAGUGCAUUAAGGCCGUCCAGGAAGCUCUCAAGGAAGGCAAGAGCUGUGUCGUCGACAACACGAACCGUAACGCCGCUACCCGAGCCCACUAUAUCGAGCUAGCCAAGAAGGCAAAAAUCCCCUUGAGGUGCUUCUGGUUUACCGGCUCCAAGGAACUGGCCUGGCACAAUAACCUAUAUCGGGCGUACAACCUGCCACCAUCGGUCGCUGCUAAAGAGCCCGCCCGUCCUAUUGUCCCCUACAUCGGCUUCGCGGGUUUCAAGUCGGAGAGCGAAGAGCCGACGCUGAACGAAGGGUUUGAGGAGAUCAAGAAGGUGAACUGGGUGUUCCAUGGGAGCGACGAGGAGCGGAAGUAUUGGGAGAUGUGGCUGCAGAUCGACGGGAAGUAGUGGUCACCAGAAAUCUGGUAGAUGACUGAAAUGCGACGUAGCCUGCCGAUCUGUUGUCCGCUAUGCGAAGCCACCUAUCGCUCUUUAAUCGACUUAGACCUGACGAUAGUCAUAGCGGGAGGACAACGCAAGCAAUAACACGACGGCUACACUUCUACGUUGCUCAUACAUUAGAUGAUACCUUAUUGCGACUGCGUUCUACUUGCUACAUAUCUGAUUCAUGAUGACUUCGACUGCCGCCUUUAUGGCGUAUUAUACUCUAUCUCAUUCCUCUAGACUUCGUCAUGUCAUCAGUCAACUAUGC
Messenger RNA from Schizophyllum commune H4-8, 1733 nucleotides. RefSeq names its product PNK3P-domain-containing protein. Gene Ontology annotation, molecular function: double-stranded DNA binding; ATP-dependent polydeoxyribonucleotide 5'-hydroxyl-kinase activity; polynucleotide 3'-phosphatase activity. Lineage: Eukaryota; Fungi; Basidiomycota; Agaricomycetes; Agaricales; Schizophyllaceae. The transcript has 10 exons. Gene Ontology annotation, biological process: DNA repair. Bases 92 to 1429 code for a protein of 445 amino acids. The record is from RefSeq and is a predicted model, not a curated record.